Messenger RNA from Morus notabilis, 1493 nucleotides. RefSeq names its product protein NDL2. NCBI's taxonomy places the organism in Eukaryota, Viridiplantae, Streptophyta, Magnoliopsida, Rosales, Moraceae. Bases 121 to 1164 code for a protein of 347 amino acids. The record is from RefSeq and is a predicted model, not a curated record. The transcript has 11 exons.
ACACGUAUUUUACACACACACAUAUAUAUUAACACAAAGCCAUGUAGAAAAAUCCAAAUGCCUCGCUAAAUUGAGAGAGAGAGAGAGAGAGAAAGAGAGAGAGAGAGAGAGAGGGGGAAAAUGGGGGAUUCAAGUGAUUCAGUGUCGGUAGAUAUGGAGGGAGUUUCUCUCGGCGGAAAGGAGCAUCUUAUUAAAACUUGUCACGGUUAUGUAUCCGUGGCAGUUAUUGGAGAUCAGGACAAGCCAGCUCUUGUUACUUAUCCUGAUUUAGCUUUAAAUUAUGUGUCCUGCUUUCAAGGAUUAUUCUUUUGUCCUGAGGCGUGUUCCUUGCUCCUUCAUAACUUUUGCAUAUAUCAUAUUAGUCCUCCUGGACAUGAGUUGGGAGCUGAAACAAUUAGCCCAAAUGAUCCUGUGCUUUCUGCUGAUGACUUGGUAGAUCAGAUUGCUGAUGUUCUCAACUAUUUUGGACUUGGAGCGGUGAUGUGCAUGGGUGUCACAGCUGGAGCUUACAUCCUCACCCUAUUUGCACUGAAGUACAGACAUCGCGUUCUGGGUUUGAUACUCAUUUCUCCUUUAUGCCAAGCACCCUCUUGGACAGAAUGGUUAUUAAAUAAGGUGAUGUCGAAUUUGCUUUACUUCUAUGGCAUGUGUGGAGUGGUAAAGGAGUUAUUGCUCAAGCGGUACUUCAGUAAGGAAGCUCGUGAUAAUGGUCAACUACCAGAGUCCGAUGUAGUUCAGGCAUGCAAAAGAUCACUUCUGGAGAGGCAGAGUUCAAAUGUUUGGCGGUUCCUUGAAGCAAUUAAUGGGAGACCCAACAUUGCAGAUGGAUUACGAAAACUGCAGUGUCGUUCGCUAAUUUUUGUCGGGGACAGCUCUCCUUUUCAUUCCGAAGCUCUCUAUAUGACCUCAAAACUAGAUAGACGGCAUAGUGCCUUGGUUGAGGUUCAGGCAUGUGGGUCAAUGGUGACAGAGGAGCAGCCUCAUGCCAUGUUGAUACCAUUGGAGUAUUUUCUCAUGGGGUAUGGCUUGUACAGACCAACUCAGUCAAAUGUCAGCCCACGAAGUCCGUUGAGUCCAUUGUGCAUUGCUCCGGAGCUUUUUUCGCCCGAAAGUAUGGGCUUGAAGCUGAAACCAAUAAAAACUCGGAUAUCUCUACAAGCCUGAAUAUAGGCUGCGACUUGUUUGGCAAAAAAUCACUUUUUGUAUAUCCCGAUUGGUUAAAGGAUGAUUAGGGGGAAAUUUAUUAGGGAGUUUGUAGAUAUGGAAAGAAAAGAGGAAACGACGAUACAAGGUGGGGGAAAAUUAGAAAAAAAGCAGAUAUUUGAAUUCUUUCAUUUAUAAAAAUAUAAAUGGUAGCUCAGGGGAGCUUUCUUUGUAAAUCCUUGGGAUUGUUGUACAACAAUGACAGAAGAAUAAUGGUCGUAAUGACAAAAGAAUGGACUGUGACUUGUGCACUCUUGUUUUGAAACGAUAAUAUCUUCUAGUUGGCUUCU